Messenger RNA from Phyllostomus hastatus (greater spear-nosed bat), 8298 nucleotides. It is a transcript of the gene IKZF2, whose product is annotated as IKAROS family zinc finger 2. NCBI's taxonomy places the organism in Eukaryota, Metazoa, Chordata, Mammalia, Chiroptera, Phyllostomidae. Bases 270 to 1853 code for a protein of 527 amino acids. Gene Ontology annotation, molecular function: DNA-binding transcription factor activity; RNA polymerase II cis-regulatory region sequence-specific DNA binding. Gene Ontology annotation, biological process: regulation of transcription by RNA polymerase II. The record is from RefSeq and is a predicted model, not a curated record. The transcript is spliced from 8 exons.
GAUGUGCUCCGGCUGCGGCGGAUCGGUUUCUCGGGGUUUGACCAGCUGUCCCGGGCUAACCCUGCUCCUCGCUGAAGAUGGAGGAAGUAAAAACAGGAUUACCCUUAGCUACAGAUCCACUGCCUUAGUUUCCACCACCAACUGCAGUGCACAAACACACGUUAGGCACAGAAAAGAAAGAAAGAGAGAGGACACACUAACAGUAAACACAAACAAAAGGGUGAUGGGAUUAUUUUACUGCAUGCCCUGCUGAGCACUGCACUUUGACUAUGGAAACAGAGGCUAUUGAUGGCUAUAUAACGUCAGGUGACAAUGAGCUUUCACCUGAAAGGGAGCACUCCAAUAUGGCAAUUGACCUCACCUCAAGCACACCCAAUGGACAGCAUGCCUCACCAAGUCACAUGACAAGCACAAAUUCAGUAAAGCUAGAAAUGCAGAGUGAUGAAGAGUGUGACAGGAAACCCCUGAGCCGUGAAGAUGAUAUCAGGGGACAUGAUGAAGGCAGCAGCCUAGAAGAGCCCCUAAUUGAGAGCAGCGAGGUGGCCGACAACAGGAAAGUCCAGGAGCUCCAAGGCGAGGGAGGAAUCCGGCUUCCGAAUGGUAAACUGAAAUGUGACGUCUGUGGCAUGGUUUGCAUUGGGCCCAAUGUGCUUAUGGUACAUAAAAGGAGUCACACUGGUGAACGUCCCUUCCACUGUAACCAGUGUGGGGCUUCUUUUACUCAGAAGGGCAAUCUUCUGAGACACAUAAAGUUACACUCUGGAGAGAAGCCGUUCAAAUGUCCUUUCUGUAGCUAUGCGUGCAGAAGAAGGGACGCCCUCACGGGACACCUCAGGACCCACUCCGUGGGUAAACCUCACAAGUGCAACUACUGUGGACGAAGCUACAAGCAGCGCAGUUCACUGGAGGAGCACAAGGAGCGCUGCCACAACUAUCUCCAGAACGUCAGCAUGGAGGCCGCGGGGCAGGUCAUGAGUCACCAUGUACCUCCUAUAGAAGAUUGUAAGGAACAAGAGCCUAUUAUGGACAACAAUAUUUCUCUGGUGCCUUUUGAGAGACCUGCUGUCAUAGAGAAGCUCACGGGGAAUAUGGGAAAACGUAAAAGCUCCACUCCACAAAAGUUUGUGGGGGAAAAGCUCAUGAGAUUCAGCUACCCAGACAUUCACUUUGAUAUGAACUUAACCUAUGAGAAGGAGGCUGAGCUGAUGCAGUCUCACAUGAUGGACCAAGCCAUCAACAAUGCAAUCACCUACCUUGGAGCUGAGGCCCUUCACCCUCUGAUGCAGCACCCGCCAAGCACAAUCGCUGAGGUGGCCCCAGUUAUAAGCUCAGCUUAUUCUCAGGUCUAUCAUCCAAAUCGGAUAGAAAGACCCAUUAGCAGGGAAACCUCCGAUAGUCAUGAAAACAACAUGGAUGGCCCUAUCUCUCUCAUCAGACCAAAGAGUCGACCCCAGGAAAGAGAGGCCUCUCCCAGCAAUAGCUGCCUGGAUUCUACUGACUCAGAAAGCAGCCACGAUGACCACCAGUCCUACCAAGGAAACCCUGCCUUAAAUCCCAAGAGGAAACAAAGCCCAGCUUAUAUGAAGGAGGAUGUCAAGGCUUUGGAUACCGCCAAGGCUCCUAAGGGCUCUCUGAAGGACAUCUACAAAGUCUUCAAUGGAGAAGGAGAACAGAUUAGGGCCUUUAAAUGUGAGCACUGCCGAGUCCUUUUCCUAGACCAUGUCAUGUACACCAUUCACAUGGGUUGCCAUGGCUACCGGGACCCACUGGAAUGCAACAUCUGUGGCUACAGAAGCCAGGACCGUUAUGAGUUUUCAUCACACAUUGUUCGAGGGGAGCACACAUUCCACUAGGCCUUUUCAUUCCAAAGGGGACCCCUAUGAAGUAACGAACUGCACAUGAAGAAAUACUGCACUUACAAUCCCACCUUCCCUACAAUGUUGACAUACCUUUUUUAAAAAAAAUAUUAUUACUGUCAUGAAUUCUUAUUUUGUGGACGCGGUGUCUUCGCUCUGCCUAAUUACAAUUAGGAAGAAACAGAAGAGAGAAAGGACAGGGACAAGGGGAUAUUGUUUCUUGAUAACUUGGCUUGUUUAUUUUGUGGGAAUUUUGAGAGCAGUUCAUUUCUGCCAUGCAUACAUGUAAGGCGUAUCGUGCUUUGAAAAAAAAUCACUUGAUUCAUACAGGUUCACCUAAAAGAUGCUGAUUUGCCACUGAUGCUCAGAAUUAUGACUGAAGGCAGGAAAGUUUAGUUUUCUGGGUAGGACUUUCUCAGUUUAAAAUGGGAUAAGUAAUUUAACGCUUCAAAGAAUUUAUUUCAAAAUGGCAACUGUUGUGUUUUUUUUUUUUCCUCUAGAGAUCAUGGAGCAGAAACACAUUGUUCUUUUCAGUGAUAACUCCUUGGAUGGGUGGUUGUUGUGGGUUCUAUGUUUACUUCCCCUCUGGAAUUUAUGAUACGGUAUGUUACACACUGUACCAGAGAGCAAAACUUUUCAACUACAGGUAGUUAAGGACACCUACAAUACAUCUGAGGUCCUGCGAUCUUAUUUUUCUAAACUUAAGCACUGUUUUUCCAUAGUUUUGAUGACUGGCAUUUUAUAGACACCCUGGCAGCCUUACUUUUAACACCGUUAAUGAAUAGUGUUUUUAAGUAGUUUUCAGAAUAACAUAUGGUCUAAGAGUGGCUAGCAGGCAGCUGGUAGUUUCCAGAAGGGACCUCUACUUUUCAUAAAUUUGUUUGGGACGUUUUCUUUUAACGUUGUAAUGUGAUGGCCGCAUAGUAUACGUAUUUGUUUCUAAAAGUAUGCUUACGAUUGUCACUUUAUCAGCAUUGAAUCAGUGUUAACUAGUCAGCAGAAAAAUAUAAUUAGGCUAACAGUAGGGGGAAAAAACCCACUCAGAAAUCCCUUUCCUGGUAAAUUUCUCUUUUCUCUUGUGUUUUUCAAGCUGUGACCACCCAGUGUUCUGUCCAUAGUCCAUUCAUCUUUUACUCUUCCCGCAGAAGGUCCUGCAUACCUUACUGUUGGCUAUUUCUCUCCAACUCUCCUCCAAGCAGUUGCUCAUUUGAUCUGAAUGUGUAACCCGAACCAUGUAAGGUUAUGGAACUAGGGCUAUUUAUUCUAGCAUUUCUUCAAUAAUAACAUCUGCCACUUUUGGUGCAAAGAAAGGAAAAUUCUUUGUUAUCUUUACAUUGUACUGCAGAUAAAACAAACAAACAAAAGGCUCAUUUUCACCGAUCUUGGAGUAUAGAAUGUGACCACACCUCCAGGUGAGAGUGACUGUGCCCUGCAAAUUCUUCUGCCUCAGAAACACUGAACUAUUUAUAAGUCCUUGUCGGAAAUGGAUCUCAGUUCCAUAGCACAGAAUUUCUCUUCUUUUAAUCAAUACAUGUUAUCAUAGUUCAUGUGCACAUUUUAAUGUCAUUCGUAUGGGUGCUCUAUUUGUUCUUUGCAGUCCUACAGCAUUAGAGGGAAGCAACCCAGUGCAUUCGAUUCAGGUCGUUGCGGGGACAAACCUGGAGGCAGAACUCGCUGUUUUCUUGUAGGGAGGGCGACGCUGCCCACGACCGGAUGAUCUGAUGCCCGUGUAUGAACACUGCAAUUCUGUCAGCAGUAACUGAUAGCUGCUCUAAAGAAUUACUAAAUAGGAUGCAGAAACUGUGUUUCUUAAUGCAGAAUAAUGCGAGAAUUAGCAAGACUAGAGAACUGUGGACAGAUAAGCAACUCUGGCCUCCACGCUGCUCUUCACUCGUUUUCUAGUUUACCAUCUGCUCCUUUGAGCAACGCUAUGCACUGACACAGGCCGAGCUAAGCAAAAGUGGGUGCAGCUCAGCUCUCUUCCACUAGCCCCUGUUGUAAUUAUUUUUGGAGAAAUAUCCAAACUGUUUCUUUAAAUCUAAGAGCAGCACCAAAAGAGAGAUGUGAAAUGUUUUAAUUAGAAUGUCAACUGUCUUUUCCCUCCCCUUCAUGCUUUGGUACUUUGGUACAUUAUGAACAUAUAAUUUAUUCAAAGAUAAAGCAUGUCUAGGAGACUUCCUUGCCCCACUCACCCUGACCACUCAUAAGUAAUUGAAAUUUUAUUUUAUUUUCCUUUUGGUGGUAGCUAAAUAAUUUAAGUUAGUGAUUUUGUGUUUUACUGUAAUUUAAAGAAACAUUUGGAUGGCAGUCAAUAUGUUCAUAACUUUGGCUGUGUGUGAAUUUCUGCUGGCAUUAUCUAUGAAUUUUCUUCCUGCUUAUGCUUUUUUUCAGUAUGUGAACAAGUAUGUGCCUGCCCUGGGAUAAACUGAAUUUAGGUGGAUCUAAAGAGUCGUUUAGUACCCUGUGAGCAUGGUGCUCAGGCACUCUCCUUCUAUGGGUUCAUCUUUUUAGGAAUCUGUUUUAUUGAGGGGACUUUGUCUUUAUGAGGGUGCAUUUGCUACAAGUGUAUAUGCUUGUACUCUCUUAGCCUUAUGAUAUAAGGAACAGAAUGAGGUAAAGAUGGCUCAGGGUGUGACAGGGACAAAUGAGGACAAGGUCAAUCCCAAUGUGUAGGUCAGGAAGAAUUUUUGUGGAUGCAGUGCUUUCUGGGAAAGUCUGGAUGGCUGUAUUUGCAUGCCUCUCCUUCGCAACAGGAAGUAAGAAACGUGGUAGCACCUAAAAAUAAGUAUGAGCCUCAGACACCAAAUAAAUCAAGUUUUAUAUAACCGUUAUAUGCCCAGUUUAUUCAGGUGAGGUUUCACAAUGCAGAGUAUUUGAGGGGCGUGAAAAUGGGUUAGUCUCCGUGUUCUCCAUUUCAGCAAAAUUCAGAACUUCAUCAUACUGCUUUGCCCUGGUUUUGUCCAGAAUUGUAUCUCCAGCUCUUAGAGAAGUGUGUGGCCUUUCUCUAACAGUGGUCCAUCACUUAAAAAGCCAUUCUAAUCUGGCUUUUAAAACAGUGGAAGUGACCAAAAAGCAGGCUGGAAGAAAUUUCAAGUUGUUGAAACAUUCCGUGGAGGAUUUUUCUGGAGAGACAAAAUGGAAGAAUGAGAGACCAGGAUUUAGAAUUGGCUACAAAGUAGGGAGUGUCUUUCCUAUAUACAUACAAGCACAUACGUUCAUUUACAGAAAAUUCAUGAAAAGAAGCAAUUAGAGUGAUCAGAUGUGUUGCAAAAACAUAGAGUUAACACCUGUUAACACCAGACCAAUUUAGUAGGCUUGUUUUUUCCAGAUUGUAUUAAGAAAUAUUAAGGAAGUCACUAGUGUCUCUUUAGGACUAUUUGAAACAAUCAGUGAAAAAAGCAGAGAUUUUAACCUGAUUUGAUAUAACCUCCAAAGUGAAAGAAACAAAUUACUCUUUGAGAGGAAGAUACAGAAAAAAAAUUGUCAAUGGUUAUUUAUUGACAAGUGGAGGAAGACAAGAAUAUUUUACUAAGUUCGAUAUUGUUUUGUGUCUCAGCUGUAUACCUCACAAAACCACCUCGAAGUCUUUAUGGUAGUUUAUAUAAAUGUUUGACAAAAAUUUACAUCGGUGAAGGUAUUAUGAUGAAAAUUGGUCUGUUUUCCAAUGUUAAUUUAUUGGAUCUCCAGAAUGAUUCCUUAAGGUAGAAAAAGAAAAGGCUGCAAAAAUACAAACAAAAAACCGCAUACCCUUAGUUUCAAGACACAACUUACAUUAUGAGAUAGAUACUGGCUAUGUUGUUUUUAAACUUUAAAUUGUUCAUUUUACAAGAAUGAAUGUUACAUUUGUGAUCAUCUUUAGCUGUAUUUUAUGUAUCGUUUUAGAAAGUACUAUCUUAUGAAGACUGUUCUACAACAGAAAUUCCCCAAAUGCACAGGAAAAAAAGAGUGGCAGUGAAAUUGUAAUUUGUACAUAUGAAAGUUAUCUUAGCAAUGUUUUGACACCUCCAAUUUCUGCAAAUUAACUAAAAUAUACAGUAACUGGUCUCCUAAGACCCUGACCUUAAAUGUAUUAAAUACUUAGAGAAUUUCCUUCUAUCGGUGCCUUUUGAAAAUGCAGUGAGUGUUGCCUUAGCUGUGGCAGCACAACAACACUGUUAUUAUGUAUUUUUAAAAAUCACUUAAAAUCAAGUACUAUAUAAUUUAUCUUCGUGUUUUUAGGGCAACACUAUUAGAAGAAUUUUCAAUACAGAGACAUUGAGCUCACCUGUGUAAAGCAAAAGGAAAUUUUGAAACAAUUUUAAUGUCUUUCUAGUUAGGUAGUCUUUCUGAAUACUGUUACAAGGGUAUGCAGGUGAAAUAGAAGGCAGAUGGAAAUUUUAGCUGUGGAUUGCAUUAUGGUAUGUGUUUUGUUUUGUUUUUAAGGAAAAAUAAGUUCUAAUACCAUGCAAGGCUUUAUGAGUGGGGCUUUUGCUCAAUAAAACAGAGUAUUGUUUUGGAACUUCCUCGAAUGACUAGCAUUGUACUAGUCUUAGAACCUCUGUCCUCUAAGCUGUUAAUGUUUUAUGGAGUAAUGUAAAGAAGCAGGUAAUUAAUUCUCCUUGAACAAAACAAAACUGAACAGUCAUAUCACAUUGCUAUUCUCCAAAGCAUAAUCUCAAAUGUUGCCUGCCAUGGUUGUGUAUUACUUGCAAUGAAUGUGUUAGGAUAUGACAGCUUUUUUUAAAAAAGUAAUAAUAAUAAGCUGCUUGUUAUAUGAAGCAAAUGUCAUAUGACCAAGAAGCUGUGAUAUGCUAGUGUUUCUUUAUAUCAUAGUGUAUUGCUAGGCCAAAUAACGGCACCUUAAAAUUUUUACAUUUAUUGCAGAAACCUAAAAUUUUGAAAUUUCCAUAAAAUUUUUAUGUAACAUUCUAUUUUGAGCUUUUUAGUUUUCUCUUGCUGUACUGUAAGUUUGUGGAUAUUUUUCAAAUGCACUCUUGGAAGUAAGUUCUUAAUUCUGUUUAUGGGGCUUUCCUCCCAUAAUAUUGCAUUUGUAUAUUUUCUGUAUAAAUUUUUUGUGAAUUAACCCUUAUCCCAUAUAGAGAAUGGUAUGUGAAUGGCUAGUUUUCUAAGAUGUCCUUUUAUUGUGAAUAAAAUAUAAAAUUUAGAGGCCCUCUGCUAAACCACAUAAAGUAUAGCAUGUAACUCCGUACAGGUACAGAUAAGCCAGUCUGCAGUUAGCUGGGCCCUUCAGAUUACCUCAAGUGACUCACAGUAAGGAAAGCUUCUCGGAUGGGCGGAGGUCACUGCAUCCCCUACUAUGCACUUACCAGGAUUCUGCUUAAUUUAACUUACUGGAAAUGAAUUUUAAAAAUCGAAUACACUGUAACAAGGGAAGGACUCUGGGUUUUGUCUUUGUUGUUGUUUUAUUCUUUUAUGUUUAUUUUUUAAGUAGUUCAAUUACUGAAACUGUGAUAAAAAAAAAAUUGACUGUUGAGCACUCUCAGAUUAUCAACAGAAAUCAUUUCCCCUCCUGUGUAAAAAAGUUCCCUUUGUUAUCUCUCGAAUUUCGUCUCCCCUCCUCCCCUUCUUCCUCCUCUCUGUCCAUAUCUCUGCCAUCACUGUCUUCGGGCGUCUCCGCCGCUCUUUUCCCCCUACUAGUUUGAAGAUUAGGUCAGCUCUUAUUUCUGAUUCAUGGGUCCCUUAAGUCUUAAUUUUGUGUGUGUGAUUUUUGUUGGCUGUAUAAUCUGCUGACAUAUUUUUAUACUCAAGUGUAGUUUUAUAUUUAAAAAAAGAGUAGUUGGAUUAAAAAUGGUAAGGUACGUAACCUUUGUAUUACUUUCACUUUCAAAUACUGGGCACCUAAAAUGUGACCUCAGAGAUUAUGUCAUCGUAAUUUGGUAUGUUUGCCUUCCUUUUUUUUUUUGUUCAAUUUUGUGUUCUGAUUUGAUUUGCCUCCUAAAGUGUAUAUAAUGAGAGAUUAAACAAUUUUUUGCAAGUAUUUAGGAAGAUGUUAAAAGUGUAAAGCAAAAAGUCUUAACUGAUUCCCAGUUGGGAGAACAUGCUUUAACAUUACUAUAAUAUUAUUCCAGGUUCAGAGGGGGCUCUUCCAGCUCCACAUUUGCUCUUACUAGUUGGACCUUUUAGACCAUGUGUUAUUUGCAAUUCCAGAACAAUUGCUUCUAGUUAGUUAAAAAGAUCCUUUUCUUUAUUUUCUGUACAAGUGCAAUACUUUCCUCGAAGUCUUAAAAACUAUGGUUAUUUUGUUUUGUUUUUUGACAUAUUCUUUCUUUAGUUAAUGAAAAAAGAAACCCCUGAAAAUCAUGGUAUGUUAAUUAAAGGACAAAGCAAGCAAAGAGAAAAACACUCCACAGUCAAAGAAUCAGAGAAUGUGGAAACGGUUGAUCCAGUCUUGUGGUACCUUUAAUUAGGUUGAAUUUUCAUUAAAAUUAGUAAUCUUUUGCCU